Coffea eugenioides is the source of this 486-nucleotide messenger RNA. RefSeq lists its product as uncharacterized. The transcript is spliced from 2 exons. Lineage: Eukaryota; Viridiplantae; Streptophyta; Magnoliopsida; Gentianales; Rubiaceae. The record is from RefSeq and is a predicted model, not a curated record. The coding region runs from base 1 to 486 and encodes 161 amino acids.
AUGGCACCGUAUGAAGCUCUUUAUGGAAGAAAGUGCCGAUCACCAAUAUACUGGGAUGAAAUAGAAGAAAGAAAGGUUUUAGACCCAACUGCAGUACCAUGGAUCGAGGAUGCGUAUGAGAAGGUCACACCACUUCGAAGUCUCACGGCGGGAAAAGGAAAGAAGCUUCAACUGAGAUAUAUAGGACCUUUAGAAAUUCUUCAACGAGUAAGGAAUAUGGCUUACCGGUUGGAAUUACCAGCAAAUCUAUCCAGGAUCCAUGACGUGUUUCACGUUUCUAUGUUGAAGAAGUAUCGUCCAGACCCCACUCAUGUACUGAACCCAGAAGAAAUUGACAUUGACGAAUCGCUGACUUACGAAGAAAGGCCGGUACAGAUCUUAGAUCGAAAAGUAAAGGAAUUAAGGACUAAACAAAUACCCUUGGUAAAGGUUUUGCGGAGAAAUCAUGAGGUAGAGGAAGCUAUUUGGGAAGUGGAAGUAUCCUGA